Neurospora crassa OR74A is the source of this 543-nucleotide messenger RNA. RefSeq lists its product as hypothetical. The record is from RefSeq and is a predicted model, not a curated record. The transcript has 3 exons. Lineage: Eukaryota; Fungi; Ascomycota; Sordariomycetes; Sordariales; Sordariaceae. The coding region runs from base 168 to 353 and encodes 61 amino acids.
CGUUGUUGCCGUUUACAGGGACGGACCCAACGAAACGCUGAAGUGUUCUCGAACUGAGUGAAGGUCCAGAUCGAAUAUACUAUCGAAGCUGAUAUUCAAUCCGGUCAACUGAGUGGCGAUCAUCAGCCAAGACAUAAAAAAAUCAACAACAGCAACAAAAAGUCAAGAUGCUCAACGGCAAAAAGAUCAUCACCAUUGGUUUGGUAGUAACCUUUGGCAUCGUGAAUGGAUACUACACAUUUGCCCCCAGUCUCCGGGCGGAGAAGGAGAAGCGUGAAGGCCUAAACCUUGGUCCCCCGGCCAAGCCCUCUCCAUAUGAGAUUAGGAAGCAAGAGUGGGAGAAAAGAGAAUGAGAUGUAGGAUGCUAGCAUGGAGUAGAGUAACAACUAGGUAUCGUGAUCAUACCAUCGACCAAGGCAUGAGUUAUAUAUAUAUAUUUGGAGGGAUAUGUCGGUGCAUAGCUGUCCCUCUUUUUGUUUUCUCGAAACUCAUGACAGCAAUUCGUUUGAAACGAAGCAUCCAAGGCUUCAUUUUCGUUCUGCC